Molecule: messenger RNA, 4217 nt
Organism: Nematostella vectensis (starlet sea anemone)
Lineage: Eukaryota; Metazoa; Cnidaria; Anthozoa; Actiniaria; Edwardsiidae
Exons: 16
Coding region: 137-3541 (1134 amino acids)
Biological process (GO): transcription elongation by RNA polymerase II
Cellular component (GO): Cdc73/Paf1 complex
Molecular function (GO): chromatin binding; RNA polymerase II complex binding
Source: RefSeq, a predicted model, not a curated record
AAUUUUUUGGCCCGCAAGGUACUGGGCCUGUGGACACCGCCAUGUUUGUUGUCUGAACCAAAAUGUCUCUGGAUGGAUCACUUUUUAGCCAAAAUGACGCGCUAACUGUCUAAAUCAUCACCCACCGAGUCUCAAGAUGCCUCCGACUGUACAGGAAAAUAAACAAAAGCGAGAUCAAGACCACCAACAUGCUGCUAGAACCACAAGGUCGGAUUUCGUCACAAGAAUAAAGUACAAUAACAACUUGCCUGACAUACCAUUUGAUGCUAAGUUUAUUUCCUACCCAUUUGAAGGGAAUAGAUUUGUACAGUAUAAGCCCACAUCACUUGAGAAGAACUACAAGCAUGAGUUGCUCACUGAUAUUGACCUUGGAGUCAAUAUUGACCUUAUUGAUCCUCAGAUGUAUGCCGUGGAUCCGAAUGCCACUUUGGACCCAGCUGAUGAGAAACUGCUUGAAGAAGAUGCCGUUGUUAUGCCAGACAAGAAACGAACAAGACAUCACAACAAGAAUGUAUCAUGGCUGAGAAAGACAGAGUACAUCAGCACAGAGUACAACCGUGCACAGACAAGCAAUGAAAUGGCAGAAACUAAAGUGGGUUUCAGCAUCAAGAAGAAGAUUAAAGGAACAGACCUAUAUAAGGAUAGAGACAGUCAACUUGCUGCCAUCGAGAACACAUUUGAAGCUGCCAAGAAACCUAUUCAUCAUCAUCCCAGUAAGCCAAACCUUACACCGGUUGAGGUCCUUCCUGUAUUUCCAGAUUUUCAAAUGUGGGGAUACCCAUGUGCCCAUGUGGUGUUUGAUACUGACCCUGCCCCUCGUGAUCGCAAGGGCCCUGCUCAGGUUGAUGAGAUGUCCCAGGCAAUGAUCCGAGGUAUGGUAGAUGCUAGUGGUGACCAGUUUGUUGCCUACUUUCUACCGGACAAAGAGACGUUAAAUAAACGCAAGAGAGACCAUGAGGAGAUGGCAGACUAUCAGGAUGAAGAGGAGUAUGUGUACAAAAUGGCUAGAGAGUACAACUGGAAUGUCAAAAACAAGUCUACCAAGGGAUAUGAGGAGAACUAUUUCUUUGUUUUCCGUGAUGGUGAGGGAGUGUUCUACAAUGAGUUGGUCACCAGGGUACGACUGAGUAAACGUCGAGCCCGUGGGGGUGUGGGCGGAGUACGCUCUGCUGUCUCUAAGCUGGUUGUCAAGCAUCGGGAACUGAAUGAUGGAGAGAAAAAUGCCCAGCAAGUGCGAAUGAGCCAGUUGGAGCCAGCAACCCUUGAAGAGGAGGAAGAAGAGGAGGAGGAUGAAGAAGGAGAUGAGAAUACAGGAGGGGACGAGUCAUCAGAAGCCAUGCAGGAAGGGGGUAAUGAUGAAGAUGCAGAAGAAAGCAAAGCCCAAGAUGAGGAAGACAGCACAGAUGAGAAAGAUGAGGGAGGAGAGAAAGAAGAAAGUAGUGAUGAAGAAGGUUCUACUCCUGCAGAGUCCAAUAGUGAUGAUGAUGAUGAUGAUGAAGAUGAUUCCGUCUCUAGGCUUGUUUUCGUGGCAAAAAAAAACAAGAACUUCCCGGAGAAAGCUAGUGCAAGGAACUGUUUCGUGGUGAGUGGAGCAUUUGCUGCGGACCACAAGACUGACAUUCGAAACCUUGCUCUUUUGCCAUCCAAUAUGGCUUCCUACAUAGGCCGAACUAUCUUCCGAACAUUCCUUUUUAAUCGUUUGCCACGGAUUAUUGCUUUGCAAAGGGUUUUAUUACUUCUAUUUUAUAUUUGUCUCACACUUCGUGUGACUUCUUCUCAAAGACUUCCCCUAGGAGGUGGUGAAUGUACGUACACAAUACAAGACGCGUCUGGUGAAAUCACCAGUCCUGGCUUCCCCGAACCAUACCCAAACUCGGCUCAGUGUAGCUGGACCAUAAUAAUGCCACAUUAUGAGAAAAUUUUACUGACAUUUCUCACAUUCAAAGUCAGGAAAGGAAGUUCUAGUACAUUAUGUGACAGAGAUUAUGUCGAAGUGUUGGACGGUGUUGAAGGUAACAAGAUCCUUGGGAAGUUUUGUAACAGUGCCAAGCGCUACCCCUCUGGUACUAUAGUCUCAAAUGGUAACGCCAUUAGAGUGGUGUUUCACUCCGAUCCUGCAAGUUUACAAGGGUUUCCAGGGUCUUUCUUGGCAGUGUUUAGGAAGCAGCCAUGUGGAGAUUUUUUGACUGGGAUCAAAGGAGAAAUCCGCAGCCCAAACUACCCUAACCCCUAUCCCGCAGGUAAAGAGUGUAUCUGGAGAAUACAAGUGCCAGAUAAUAUGGUUGUGAAGCUGUAUUUCCUGGUCUUUGCCCUGGAGCCCACCUCAGAGUGUAAUCUGGAUUUUAUCAAAAUGCGGGAUGGUUUUAAUGGUACAUCAAGACCAAUGGGACAUUUUUGUGCUGACCGAAAGCCUAAAAGUGAAGUGCAAUCAACAGGAAAUAAACUUUUGGUUGAAUUCAAGUCAUUCAAGCCAACAAUUUCCACUGGUUUUCUAGCAUUUUACGAGGCUGUUCCACAUUGUGGUGGAAUUUUACGAGGAAGUAUGGGGAGUUUCUCCUCCCCUGAUCUGUCAUACUUGAAAGGCGAGGCUCAGGAAUGCACAUGGAAGAUCCAAGCUGAGAAUGGAGAGAUAGUGUCUGUCAUUUUUAAUGAAUUUGAUGUGGGAACUUUAGAGGAUUCUAAUUGUGAGGAGAACUAUGUGGAGUUUUAUGAUGGCAUUGAUGAGAAUUCCAAAGUCAUAACACGGUAUUGCAAUAGCAAGAAAGUGAUUCGUGAUGUCCGUUCUACUGGAAAGUUUAUGUUUGUGAAGUUGCAUUGGAAAGCUACAAAUGAUGGGUUCCUUGCCACCUACACUACAGUAGAUCCAAGUAAUCAUUUGGACAAAUGCUCAGAGUCGGCAAAUGAACUCUUGUUUAAAUGUGAUAAUGACAAUUACAUCCAAUGUCAAUGGAAGUGUGAUGGUACAGAUGAUUGCGGUGAUCACUCUGAUGAGGAUAACUGUGUGGGCCAUGUGAUUGCACCCAAAACCAGUAAACUUCGUAAUUAUGUGAUCAUCUUAAUCUCCAUUACUGCUUCAGCUGUUGCUAUUGUUGUAGUUGCAUUUAUUGUGGACAGACUUCGGAAAAAGAGAAGAGCACGUGCAAGGGUGAGGCGAAGACGGAGAAGGCGUAGGAUGGAGAAUAUUGACAGGGUCCUUCUUGGUAACAAUGGGUCUCCUGCAUCUCCUCCCCCUCCGUAUCAGGUGUCUGGGUCAGCAUGCAGUACAGAGAGCCCCCCUCUACAUCCUCCUCCGUACUCCCACCAUGAGGCUUCUGAGAGCCCCCCAGAGGCCUUAACAACCCUACAAGAACUAGCUGCCGGGCAGUUACAGAAUGCAAUUGAACCAAUGGGUGCCGAUGCCAAUAGGCUAGAUGACAUGGGAGCAACAGAUGUCAUAGUUAUUUCUGAUAGUGUUGGUGAAGCUGCUGUAACAGUCGAUGAUGAUGCAGAUACCGUUAGUCUGACACCAUCAACAAGUGACACUACCCCUCUGAUAACAUAACAUUUUAAAGUGAUGAUAAUCAAAUAAUGUUUUUGCAAUAUUUUUAUUGCUUUUUUACAUAUGCAUUAGGUAAGGAUAUCUUUGGCAUACCCAUGUAUUACAAUGUUGUUAAAAAUAUAGCAGUUCCACAAACUCCAGUUUACAGACAUAGCAAACUUUUUUUUGGCUAACUACAGAAAAAAGCUUUUAAAUUUAAAUUACAAUUUAAAGCAACAUUAGUAAACAUGUUUUUGCCAUGUAGUAAACAAUGUUCUUCUUUUUUAAUAACUCAUCUUCAUAUAUUUGUACAGUUGUGUUUUGACCAUAUCACCAGUUUUACCAUCUUCAAGUUAAAAGUAAGUCUUAAAUUAGGUGUGUAGCUACUGUAGGGUAGUUAUAGAGGGAUGCAUCGCCCACAGACAUUACCAGAGUGUAGCAUUCUCUUUAACAAAAUGUUUGAAAAACACUCACGAUGGGGCUAUGCUGUCCUAUUUAUUUAAAUAAUGUAUAUCCUUACAAAAGGAUAUACUGUUAUAUCUGAGAGAUUAAGUCAACUAUAUAUAUCUUUUCAUAAUAAUUUUAGAAGGGCUUACGGAUAACACUAUUUUUAAUACAAUCUUUUAAAAGCUGAAAUCAAUGCUAUCACAUAAAAUAUGUACAGUUGUUAAGUGAAAUAAAGGUUUUAUUUUAAACAUGA